GUCGAGGCUUACUUAGGGGAGAGGGCCAGGAGAUCCGAAGCCAUCUGCCGAGCGCCUUUCGUCAUCGCCCCGGCUCCCACAAUCAGCUUCAAGUGCACUCGCCCGUACUUGUUUCGCCCCUCUCGACGGUGCGGCAUCUUUCAGGGUUUGGCGCCGUUUCCAACCAAGCCGUGGUGUGAUUCCUUGCCUCCGGAUAGCGAGAAACCCCGCAGAUUCCGGUCAUUCUCACCGCGCGCGUCAGCAACCCGGGGCGCAUGGCGACGCCCCUAGAGACACAAUGACUGCCAUACAAGCACCCACCGACACAGCAUCCGCCAUGGAGGACAUCCAUGGUGUCGAUGUAUCGUGGCUGCACCACUCGACUAGAGACCAUCAUCAUCGCCAGCAUGUCUCUUCGUCGCCCGGCUGGAGCAAAGAUGCGCCGCCCAAAACCCUGUCGAAUGGUGGCAUAUCCGCCAGAUCCCGCCACGACGAGCAGCAACAGACACCAGAGCCGAAACCGGCGGCCAACAGACCCGCAUCUCCACCGCGGCCCCCUCCUCCUGCUGCUGCUCCUGCGGCGACCGCCACCGCGACCACGACUGCGCCCCAAAAAACACCAUUGAAGCGACCAGCACUGCUCAGCCGAAAUAGCUCGGAAAAGAACCUAAACGGAACCACGCCACCAGACUCGAGAAACACUUCGCGGCGCGGAUCGUGGAUGACGAGCUUCAGCUCCAAAUUCUCUUCGCAGAACUCACCUGCGCAGACGACACAUACCCAAGCCCAGGGAUCACACGCAGCGUUACAUGGCGCGGCCAACUCGUCACCGUCUGCGAAUGGCGCCCUGAACGGCAUACAGGCAGCCUCGGGAGGAACCCAUGGUGCCUCUGAACCCUAUGUUCCGCAACCACCCAAGAGCUCAUUCGUCGGCAACGUCCUUCGGCGCCUGUCUUCGGGGUCACAGAUAAGCGCCUCUGGCAAGGUCUACCCGAAUGGAGGCAUGUGCCCGCGCAGAGUCAUGAACAUCGACCAGAAACGCGAGCGAUGCCUAGUACCCGAACUCGACCAGAACAAGUUGCGGAAAGUCGCUUUCUGUGUGGAUGUCGAGAUUGCGGCAGGGCCCAAGUACAAAGACGAUGUGGAUACAAACGAGAAGCAGUCAAAGCGCAAAGAGAACAACAAGAUGAAGGAGCGUGGCGAGGGAGAAGCACUCAAAAAUCCAGAUGCUGUGGCGGAUCAAAAGGACAAGAAAGGCGUCAUCGCCGUUGCGCAAGAAGCUUUUGGCAAUGAAAAACAGCCAAACCCAGAGGGCACUAUAGUCGAGGACAAGCAGGAGAUAAGCAAAAAGAAGGAAAAGAAGAAGCGAUCAGAAGCUGAACGUAAAGAAAGGAAAGAGAAGAAGCGCAGGAAAGCCGAAGAGAAUGGUACCAUACCUUUGGAGCUCACCAGAGACGACGACAGUGGUAGUGCUGAAGGUGUACCCGCUCCGGCUGGGACGACAGCUCCUCGCGCUCAGGACCGGCCGACGAUUGAUCCCCUGCGCAUUUACAGGCGGUGUUGCCAGCUACGCGAAUCGCCAAUCCUCAAACGCAUUAGCGACCAACUGGCAGCCCCCCGUGCAUGCGCCGUUGUUCAGCCGGGUGUUGUUAUCUCUCUAGAUUUGACUGGGUCGCGGUUACAACUAGCAGAUGUCCUGACUCUAUCAGACUGGCUAGCCAUCGUACCUGUGAAGAAGCUGUUCUUGGAAGACGCCGAUCUGACCGACGAAAAGAUUCGCGUCAUUCUCGCCGGGCUUCUGGCCGCCAAAGUCCCAGAACCACCAAAACGUCGCAGUCAGUCAAGCGAUGGACCCCAAGACGGACUUUGCCAACAAGGCUCCUGCGCUGUCAAGAAACUUGUCUUGAAAAACAACCCGAAAAUCACAUCCGAGGGCUGGAAACACAUUGCUCUGUUUUUGUACAUGUGUAAAUCCAUCGUGGCCAUGGACGUGUCAAUGAUCCCAUUCCCAAACCCUCAACCACCCGUCGCCUCCCCGUCACCUGCGGAUAGCACGCAAACCUCGUCGCAUGCCAAGGACGGCAAGUCAGGAGAUAUUGCAGACAUAUUCUCAAAGGCCAUUUCCGAACGCUUGGGUGGUGCUGAGCUCCAAGAACUGGCCAUGGCUGAGUGCAACCUGACCUCUUCGAGUGUUCGCAAAAUCAUCGAUGGCUGUAUUGUUAGUGGCAUCCAGCGCCUUAGCCUUGCCACAAACGACCUGGACGCGGAAGGAUUAGAACAUGUGCUCAAGUACGUGCGCUCUGGAGUAUGCCAAGGUCUUGAUCUUGGAGGCAACGACCUCCGAUCUUGGAUAGGCCAGCUCGGCGAGUGCAUAAGCCAGUGCAAAAACAGUCAGUUUUGGGCAUUAUGCUUGCAGGAUACUGGGCUCACACCCGACUCGCUCAAGACACUUCUCCCAAUUCUGGUAUCUCUGCCAUCCUUCAAAUUCUUGGAUCUUUCAUAUAACAGGGGUCUUUUCUCAGGCCAGACCGCACUGUGUCUGCUGAGAAAAUACAUGCCUCAGUUCAAGGAGCUGAAGCGGAUACAUUUGAUGAGUGUCGACAUAAAGCCCGAGGAUGCCAUAGCCAUUGCGGAAAUCCUUCCCGACUGUCCUCAGAUCGCCCAUAUCAACAUUCUCGAGAAUCCCGAAAUUACACGUGUUGCAAAUUCCACCGACGAAGAAACCCAAGAAGAUGCGGCUGCGCUGUAUGCAUCUCUGGCACUCGCGGCCAAAUUGACAAAAUCGCUCAUAUGCGUCGACGUCGACAUACCGGCCCCUGAGCAGAGCGAAGUCAUCAAGGCACUUGCGAAACAAGUCGUGGCGUACUGUCUGCACAACAUUGAAUCCAUGAACGAAGUGCCCGAGCUCCGUACCGCACUAAAGGAGGUCGAAGUACCCGGGAUUUUGAUGCGCCUUGUAGCUCCAGGGGAUGCCGAUGGUAAAGAGAACGACGAGUCAUCAUCUGCUGCUGACAAUGACUAUAUUGUUGGUGGCACAGGUAUCGCCAAGGCUCUGAGCUACUGCCUGUCUCACAAGGACUCCAACCUCCGUCGGCUGUCAGCCUCCGCAAGCGGCACAUCUACUCCAAGAAGUCGCAGCGUAGUUCCAGUACUCGAAGAGCCCUGUAAAGCAAGAGCCAUGUCCAAGGAUCUUCUUGAUACGGCGCGCAACACACGAUUUAGGAUCCAGCCCGCCUUGGCUCGGGAAGCGAAGUGUGGCAAUGAUAUGAAUUACCGUCGUUUACUGUUCCUGGAUCAAACGCUCCUGGGCAUGAUACAGCGCUUCGAGGAUGAAUACCCAGAAACUCGUCUCCAACCGUCAGAUGCUGUUUCUAUUUCUAGCUCGAUACCGAGCAGCUCGCCGCCUGUUUCUGCAGUACCGACUCUUGAAAAUAGCGCUGUUUCCGACACGAUGACUCCUGAAUCCGAUGAAGACGAGCCCUCCACCAUUCGCUCGCGCCAUAAUUCAGACGUGUCCCUUGCAUCUCGGCACAUGUCACUCGAAGAGGGCCGUCUGCAUCGCUUUGGCCACCGCGUGCGGACUGGUCUUCUCAACAAUUCUCGUCCCACCACACCCGAUGUCCCCAACAAUCACAGUUCCAUGAUCUCCGGCACAGCGGAAGAUGAAGGCAUUCCCGAACAUAUUCUGGCCUUGCGUGCGUACUUCCAGAACCACAGUGGCGGAGAGGUGAAGGAUAUAAUUGAGGGCAAGGGCUGGGAAGAAGCCUUCAACAGGAUAGUAGAGAAUGCCGAGGAAUUGAAGAACUUGGAGCGAGACGACCCCCACCACUUCAAGAUUUUUAUGGAUAGUCAAGUCGCCGCGUUGAAGAAUCGGAAUCCGGAUAUCCACGCGUCUGGAGAGAAGGAUGUAAAGAGUAAUGUUGAUGAAGAUGGCGAUGAUUUUGCUGUUGAAGAUUAGGUUAUGGCUUGUUAUCCGCAACGGCGGACUGGAUUGUACGAUAGGUUUGAUACUUGGGCCUUGAGUUAGGAUUCCGGAACACCUCGGAUGACUUUGGUGAUUCUUUUCUGUCGUUAUAAUAUGUAAGCAUUUUGCCUAUCGUCCCCCAGUGGCGGCGUAGGUAAAUGGUAUUCUUAAUACUACUUCAAUACCGAUUC
Molecule: messenger RNA, 4134 nt
Organism: Exserohilum turcica Et28A
Lineage: Eukaryota; Fungi; Ascomycota; Dothideomycetes; Pleosporales; Pleosporaceae
Exons: 4
Coding region: 278-3937 (1219 amino acids)
Source: RefSeq, a predicted model, not a curated record